GCGCCUGUGGGAGGCAAGCAAUGCUGGAAGUGCCGUAGCCGAGCCAGAGAUGGAUGGUGUCGGCAGCAACAGGACCAUGUCGUACAGUAGAUGGAGUUACAACAGUGUUCUGGAUGAUGAGGGGAGCAGCCUGCGUCAGCAGAAGCUUGACAGGCAGCGAGCGUUGCUAGAACAGAAGCAGAAAAAAAAGCGCCAGGAGCCAUUAAUGGUUCAGUCCAAUGUGGACAGUCGUACAAGGACACGCAGAAUGAAACAUUCGGAAGAACAAGCACCAUUGGUUGAAUCGUAUCUUAACAGCAACAGCAGCACCAUAUAUCAUGUGCAGGAGGCCGAACAGGAAGAUAUAAAGGUGGUAGUGGAUACCCAAGCUCCGAAACCAACUAAAAAAACCAAGGCAGCAGCUGCAAGCUGUCAGACUGGCAGCACCAGAAAGGAGAAAAAAGGGAAACACAAAGGGAUUGAUGGCCCAGCUGCUUUUCAAGAUGAUGUUCAGAAGAUAGGAAGUCAAGUGCAGAUUCUCACUGUUGGACAGUCUAGCCAUGAUGAAGAUGAUGGAGAGAAAAUGGCUAGUGGCCAACAACAGCAAAGCAAACAAGAUCUUAGAACAGCAAUGCAGAAAAAAGGCAUUUCCAGCAGCAUGAAUUUUGAUGAGGAAGAAGAUGAGGAAGAUGAAGACAGCUCCAGUUCUUCACAGUUAAACAGUAACACCCGGCCUGGUUCUGCCACGAGCAAGAAAUCCAAUAAGGAAGCAGCCUCAGCCCCCAGUCCUUCCACAAAUGAGCCUCUCAUAGAUGUCGAUGACCUGGAGGAAUUUGCCGUAAGACCUGCUCCACAGGGUGUCACUGUCAAAUGCAGAAUCACAAGAGACAAGAAGGGAAUGGACCGAGGGAUGUACCCUACUUAUUACCUCCACUUGGAAAGGGAGCAUGGUAAAAAGGUGUUUCUGUUAGCUGGAAGGAAACGAAAGAAGAGUAAAACCUCUAAUUACCUCAUCUCCAUAGACCCAACUGACCUGUCUCGGGGUGGAGAGAGUUUUAUUGGAAAACUGAGAUCAAAUCUUAUGGGAACUAAGUUUACAGUUUAUGACAAUGGAGUAAAUCCAAUGAAAACAACAUCAAGCCUGGAGGCGACUAUCCUGCGUCAGGAGCUAGCUGCUAUUUGUUAUGAAACAAAUGUCUUGGGGUUUAAAGGACCUCGUAAAAUGAGUGUGAUCAUACCAGGAAUGAAUAUGGACCACGAAAGAGUUUCCAUCAGACCACGAAAUGAACAUGAAACACUUCUUGCAAGAUGGCAGAACAAAAACACAGAGAGUGUCAUUGAGCUGCAUAACAAAACACCAGUCUGGAAUGAUGACACCCAGUCCUAUGUUUUAAAUUUCCAUGGUCGAGUCACACAGGCCUCAGUGAAAAACUUCCAAAUUAUUCAUGAUAAUGAUCCUGACUACAUAGUGAUGCAGUUUGGCCGCGUGGCUGAGGAUGUGUUCACCAUGGACUACAACUACCCAAUGUGCGCACUACAAGCCUUUGCUAUUGCCCUUUCAAGUUUUGACAGCAAGCUGGCUUGUGAGUAA
This is a messenger RNA of Aptenodytes forsteri (emperor penguin), 1570 nucleotides long. It is a transcript of the gene TUB, whose product is annotated as tubby bipartite transcription factor. Gene Ontology annotation, biological process: protein localization to cilium. Gene Ontology annotation, cellular component: cilium. Bases 50 to 1570 code for a protein of 506 amino acids. The transcript is spliced from 12 exons. The record is from RefSeq and is a predicted model, not a curated record. NCBI's taxonomy places the organism in Eukaryota, Metazoa, Chordata, Aves, Sphenisciformes, Spheniscidae.